This is a messenger RNA of Penicillium crustosum, 516 nucleotides long. Its product is annotated as hemerythrin domain-containing protein. NCBI's taxonomy places the organism in Eukaryota, Fungi, Ascomycota, Eurotiomycetes, Eurotiales, Aspergillaceae. The record is from RefSeq and is a predicted model, not a curated record. The coding region runs from base 1 to 516 and encodes 171 amino acids. The transcript is spliced from 3 exons.
AUGGCCGGUCACUCCUCUGGGCUUCCACCCCUAAGCGACUAUGAGUUUAAGUUAUACAACCGCAUGGCAGAAAAGAUGGAGGGAUUUCAUCAAUGGUUUCGAGCGCGAUGGAACAUAAUCUACGACGUCGCAGAAUCAUCACAACGCCCCGCUGGUAUGUCUAUCAAGAGCUACCUUAACAUGUGUUUGGAAUUUUGUGAAAAUCUCGAGACACACCACAAGAUUGAAGAGAUCCGAGUUUUUCCAUACCUCGCUACGCGGAUGCCUGCUUUUGCCAACAAGGAUGAGUUGAUUAAGCAGCAUAGAGUGAUUCAUAAAGGACUCGAGAGAUUCGAGUCGCAUGUUCGCAAUUGUCUACGGGGUAAUGCUGAUCUACGAUGGGAUGAGAUCAAAGAUAUCUUGGACUCGUUUGGAACGACACUCUGGGACCAUUUGGACGAUGAGGUCAGGGAACUGGGAGCUGAACAGACUCGGAAGUACUGGUCAAAGGAGGAAAUGAUGAGGAUGCCGAUGUAA